GGAGUGUCGGCCUAGGGUCGUAGACACAGUAUUGAUUUAGCUACCGACAGCUUAAAGCACGGGCCAUUCCUGGUUGACAUCAACCUCACCUUGAACCUAGGCUUCAUAUCCAACGUCCUCGCGCACGCGCACUCCAUGUAGCCGCCUCACUGAACAUGUCCAAGCCGACAGCCAACUGGGAGAAGGUCGGCGACAAGUUCUACCGCAAAGUCCAGCUCUACACAGGCGUCUUUGACCCCGAUCUUGAGCUCGACAAGUGCCUUGUGGUGGGGGCUCUUGGUAGCGGCGCUGUAGCUAUAUACCGGGAUGAAGGAAAGGUGCAUGCAUAUCGGAGUGGGCAAGCUUCAAAAUCGAGCAUCGAUAUCUACAGCUGCGCGGGGAAGCUGAUUCGGCGCAUCACAUGGGAAAAGGGCACAAUAAAGGGCAUAGGGUGGUCUGAAGACGAGAAGCUGCUCGUGGUCACAGAAGACGGGGCCGUCCGAUGUUACUAUGAUCUCCAAGGCGACUUUGUCCCGUUCUCCCUCGGCCAUGGAGCAGAUGAGCAUGGUGUCGUAUCAUGCAAGUUCUAUUCCACAGGCUUCGUAGCCCUCCUCGGCAACAACCAUCUCAUAUCUGUGUCCCGCUACGACGAACCCCGACCGAAGCUCCUCGCUAUUCCCCCAGCAGAUCCUAUCGUUUCAUGGGCUAUCAUACCACCUGCAUACUCGCUUUCAAGAUCUGUGGAGGUCAUAUUAGCGAUCGGGACCACGCUAUAUGUGGUCGACGCCACGGAUGCUGAAGACCGCAACUUCACGGCCGGACCAUUCCGUCAUAUCAGUGUAUCCCCCAGAGGCGAGUUCCUAGCAUUUUAUACCGACGACGGGAAAGUCUGGGUUGUGAGCGGGGACUGGUCAGAGAAACUGUCCGAGUACAACUCGCGGGCAAAGACGGUACCAAAGGACAUGCAAUGGUGCGGUAGCAAUGCCGUAGCGUUGGCGUGGGAGGAUGAGGUCCAUCUCAUCGGACCCAAGAGCACGGCGACCAAGUUCUACUACGAUGCUUUUGUGCAUUUGCUUCCGGACGUGGAUGGACUACGCCUCCUGACGAACGAUGUAUGCGAGUAUCUACAGAAAGUGCCCGAUGAGACGGUGUCGGUAUUCCGGUUAGGCUCUGACUCUCCUGCUGCGCAUUUGCUGGAGGCAUCGUCACUUUUGGAACAGAAGUCACCAAAGGCAGAUGACCUCAUACAACUGAUCCGACCAUCGCUGGCAGAAGCAGUGGACACCUGCGUGAAGGCUGCUGGCCAUGAAUAUACCAUACACUGGCAGAAGGCACUAAUGAAGGCAGCCUCAUACGGCAAAUCGGUCCUUGAUCUCUACAGCUCUGACGAUUUCGUCGACAUGUGCGAAACGUUACGCGUACUCAACGCUGUACGCUUCUACGAAGUCGGGCUGCCCCUUUCAUACGAUCAAUUCAAGAGACUUACGCCAGAAAAUCUAAUCGCAAGGUUGACAAAUCGACAUGAGUAUCUCCUUGCUUUACGAAUAUCCGAGUAUCUCCACCUUCCAGUCUCGAAGAUCCACGAGCAUUGGGCAGUGGCCAAAGUGCGGCAUUCCACUGCCGAUGAAGCCACAACAGCGCAACUCAUAGUGAAGAAAGUCUACGGCAAACGUGGUGUCUCGUUCGAGCAGAUAGCGAGAGCGGCGUACGACGAAGGGCGUGUAGCGCUCGCGACAGAACUGCUGAACUAUGAGCCUCGCGCAGGAAAGCAGGUCCCCCUUCUGCUCGACAUGAAAGAAGACACCAUCGCGUUGGACAAGGCUAUUGAGUCUGGAGACCCAGAUCUCAUCUUCCACGUGCUCCUCCACAUCCGCAAGAAGCUCCCUCUGGCGUCCUUCUUCCGCGUUAUCAAUUCGCGGCCCGUAGCCACCGCGCUCGUCGAGUCCUCUGCCUGGGAUUCUGACCGCGACCUCCUCAAAGAUCUCUACUACCAAGACGACCGUCGCCUCGAUGGCGCCAACCUCCUCAUCUCCGAAGCCCUCUCCCAACCAGACGUCUCCUCCGCAACCGACAAACUGCACCUCGCAUCCAAAUACCUCGCCGACAGCAAAACACACGCCACCCACCGCACGCACAUCGACGACGCCAUCAAGCUUCUCAAACUCCAAGAGCAAUUCGACAAAGAUCUCGGCCUCUCACCCUCAGGUCCUGCCCCCGGUCCCCCUUCGCCCGGCCCAUCCAGCCAUCCAGCCUCGUACGUCGGCCUCUCCGCCCACGCCACCAUCUUCACCCUCCUCAAAUCCGGCCACACCAAGCGCGCCGCAAAAGUGCAGUCCGAAUUCCGCAUCCCGGACAAGCAAUUCGCCUGGCUUCGCCUGCGCGCCCUCGUCGCUGCCCGCCACUGGAGCGAGCUCGAGGAGAUUGCCAACAAGACGAAGAAGAGCCCGAUUGGCUGGGAGAACUACGUCAAUGAGAUCCUGGGAGCGGGGAAUUCGCGCGUUGCGGCGUUGUUUGUGCCCAAGUGUACGGGGGCGAGCGCGAAGGAGAGGGUCGAGAUGUGGGUUCGGUGUGGGCUUGUGGUUAAGGCGGGCGAGGAGGCGGUUAGGGCGAAGGAUGGGGGAUUGUUGGAGUGGGUGAGGGAGAGGGCUGGGGCGGGGGCGCAGGCGGAACUGGAGAGGUUGGCGGCGCAGUUGAAAGGGGGACGGGGGAGGUGA
Messenger RNA from Westerdykella ornata, 2693 nucleotides. RefSeq names its product vacuolar protein sorting-associated protein 16. Lineage: Eukaryota; Fungi; Ascomycota; Dothideomycetes; Pleosporales; Sporormiaceae. The transcript has 4 exons. Gene Ontology annotation, cellular component: HOPS complex; endosome; lysosomal membrane. Gene Ontology annotation, biological process: vacuole fusion, non-autophagic; intracellular protein transport; endosomal transport. The record is from RefSeq and is a predicted model, not a curated record. Gene Ontology annotation, molecular function: actin binding. Bases 156 to 2693 code for a protein of 845 amino acids.